GCGCCACCUCACUUAAUCGCACUGUGUGAAAGUUCGUGUUGGUCCGUCUGCGCUAUUCCGCAAGCGCACAUCCACGCGCUGUCUGCGCCUGCAGACACACACGCAUACGCACACCUCGGGCUCCGUUUGCCUUUUGCUACAGUGCUUUUGGUUUUUUUUUUGGGGUUUUUUUUUGAUUGGUACGCGUGGGGCUUAGCGAUAGCAGCGUCUCAGACUGGCUACAGCAAAGUUCCCUCCCCUGCUACGACUACCGCUCAGGUCGCUUCUUUUCAUCGGAACACUCGUUACAAACAGACAUCAAUCGUUGGUCUGCAACAUCGCGCAAACGCUCACGCCCGUCACUUCCGCAGUCGGUGCUAUUUUCAUUCGUUUCCCCGCCAGGCAGAGAGGUGCUUUGCCCUGCUUCCGGGCGUCUGGUCUUUCCAGAAUCACCACACCUUGCGUCAUCAAAACCAGAUUUCCGCAUAAAAAUCAUCUGUUCAACAGCUUGCCAACUUCUGCGCUACCGGCAACUACAACACUACGCUCUGAUAGCUUUUCUUCCAAACAAACACCAACAUGGGACUCAACGCUAGAUGGCUCGUCAGCUUCGCGCUGUGGAUGUUCCCAAUUGCCAUCACCCUCGGCGUUAUGUUCAGUAUCGACGCCGCGACUGGCGGCAAAGGCAUCCCCAAAUCAGACGGCGGAGGUUCUCUUGUACCGCCGCUAAACAACGGCACAACGCCAGAACAAAGAUGUGAUGUAUUCGACGGCGUUGAAACACGAGUGCUGAAAGGCCAUCAGGCCUGGGUGCUCACUGCCAACCCCUGGGGUGUCAACGGGGCUAACACGGGUGCCAUUUGCCUAAACACUAAUACCAACAAUAACCAAACUUACGGCAUCACCUCUGACCCUAAAAGCAAAUUCGGUGCCCCGUUCUGGAGCACUACGUGGAACUACCCGCCCAAGGCCGACGGUUCUGUCUGGGCCUAUCCCAAUAUCAAGGCCAUUACCGAUACACGACAGAUCCAACAGUUCAAAGCACUCGACUUGAAUUUGGGCUGGGCUUAUAACGUAGGCAACGCCAACACGACUGUCAUCACAGAAACAAAUGAAGCCGUUCUUGCGGAUAAUGGACCUGGAAACGCCCACGCCAACGUUGCUCUGGACUUUUUCGUCGACCCUGACUCUGGCAGAUCAGAACAGCCAGACAUCACCAAACAGGGGAAGUUUGCUCGCGCUGAAGUAAUGAUCUGGUUUGCCGCCUAUGGUACGAGCACAUUCCCGCUGGGAAAGCCAGAUUUGACGACUACGCCACCAGUGACUACCUACACAGACAACCAUGGUCGUGUAUUCAACCUCUGGAUAGGUUUCAACAAGGACAAAUCAACCCAAAAACCAGUGCAGGUCGUCUGCACAUGGCUGCCAAACACGGCUAUCCACACAUUCGACGGCGACAUUCUCCCUUUCCUUACCAAAUUGACUACGGAUCCUAAAGUGGGUGUAGCUUUCGAAGCACUACAGCAAGCGAAUGGAUAUCAAGGAACGCUUCCUCAGCCAACUGACUAUGUCGGCUACAUUGCGCUGGGAACCGAAGCCUACUCCACCACGGGUGGUCAAAAUGUGACAUUUUCGGUCCCUAAUAUGGGUCUCGAGAUUUCCACAUGAUUUAGGUGAGCUCAGAGGGUAGAAAACCAAUGAAAGUUCUCCUGGCGUUUUUAUGGUUGGUUGGUCAUUUGGAGUUUUAAGUGUACAUUGCUAGUUUUCGUUUGGCAGACAUACUUUCCAUCUUGUUAUCAUAUGGUGAGCUUUUAAGUAUCAUCAGGUUCAGCUUUAUAGAAUCCGCACAGUAAUGCAUAUCUGUUUUAUAUUUG
[Torrubiella] hemipterigena is the source of this 1853-nucleotide messenger RNA. Lineage: Eukaryota; Fungi; Ascomycota; Sordariomycetes; Hypocreales; Clavicipitaceae. The record is from the annotation of a GenBank genome assembly.